AUGAUUAUUUUAAUUGUCAUUACUCAUCAGAAAGAUGAAGAUGAAGAAGAGGAGGAGGAUGAAGAAGAUGAUGAUAAUAAUGACGACGACGAUGAAAACGAAGACGAUGACGAUGAUGAAAGUGACAACAAAACGUACAUCUGCGGUAGCUCAAACGUGAGCGUGAUGUGCCGUUUAUGUUUCAUUAUGUGUUCACCUGGUUCAAAUCUUGUCUCCGCCGAACUCCAAAUUCACAAAAUGCACCAAGCCGUCAUGUUUCCUUGUGCACAUUUCGUUGAUCCAAGGCUCUCGCAUUACGACGAACGACUGACGCACUCCAUCUCAGAAAUUUAUAGACACGCGAACUCAGGCAAAUAUUUACACAACCUCCAAUUGCCUGGUCGCAACAUCAGCAGUUGCGCAACAACACGUGUGUCUAAAAAAUUUCCAGCUGACCAAUCAGUGAUGAUCACUCUGCAAUCUCGUGGGAUGUGCUUGAUGUAUGAAUUCAAAUGUCCGAGAGUGAAAAUAUAUUUUGAAUUAGAAUAA
This is a messenger RNA of Helobdella robusta, 528 nucleotides long. RefSeq lists its product as hypothetical. The record is from RefSeq and is a predicted model, not a curated record. The coding region runs from base 1 to 528 and encodes 175 amino acids. The transcript is spliced from 4 exons. Lineage: Eukaryota; Metazoa; Annelida; Clitellata; Rhynchobdellida; Glossiphoniidae.